ACCACCUUGGAGGGAUGACCCAACUUGUGUAAGCUUGCUGUUGUAACGUGUGGUGUGGUGUUUUGAUCACAAGAAAGAACAGUAUUCCGGCGAAACCCUGCAUGUGCUGGAACAUUUGACGACAUUAUUCUGUUCAACAGAUUUACAACAGCGCGAUAGUUAGCUUCUAUCGACGCGUGCGUGUAUCCUGCUGUCACUUUCUGUGUUAUCGAGGGCACCCAGGCUCAGAGGGAAAGAUGAUGAGCAAGACUGUAACGAGGAAACUCCUGGGGUCCAUGUGUGGCUUUCAGACCCCCAGGUUGACCUAUGCUCUGAGUGUUGCUACUGCACCUCUUCGAGAGAGAGAAAUGAUAAAAAGUAGAGAACUGGAAAAAGAGGAGCUACGUCCACUCUACAUGGACUUUCAGGCAACAACACCCAUGGACCCACGAGUGCUGGAUGCAAUGCUCCCUUACCAAGUGAAUUACUAUGGCAACCCUCAUUCCAGAACUCAUGCCUAUGGCUGGGAGAGUGAGAGUGGCAUGGAAAAAGCUAGAAAGCAAAUUGCAGAUCUUAUUGCUGCUGAUCCCAGAGAGAUCAUUUUCACAAGUGGUGCCACUGAGUCCAACAAUAUGGCAAUCAAAGGAGUUGCCCGAUUUUACAAAGCCAAGAAGAAGCACGUCAUCACCACACAGACUGAGCAUAAAUGUGUUCUAGACUCCUGCCGUGUGCUGGAGUCAGAGGGUUUUGAUGUUACCUACUUACCCGUGAAAACCAAUGGACUCAUCGACCUCCAGCAAUUAGAAGAAAGUAUUCGGCCAGAUACAAGCCUAGUGUCUAUUAUGUUCGUCAACAAUGAGAUUGGAGUCAAGCAGCCCAUCAAGGAAAUAGGUCAGCUGUGCCGUUCCAAGAAUGUCUUCCUCCACACGGAUGCUGCCCAGGCCGUGGGCAAGAUCCCUGUCGACGUCUCUGACUUGAAGGUGGAUCUGAUGUCAAUCAGUGGUCAUAAAAUAUAUGGCCCUAAAGGUGUUGGGGCUCUGUAUGUGAGGAGGAGGCCGAGGGUGCGCAUGGAACCUCUGCAGAAUGGUGGUGGACAGGAGAGGGGACUUCGCUCAGGCACGGUGCCCACACCUCUGGCAGUGGGGCUGGGAGCAGCCUGUGAGAUUGCCCAGCAGGAGAUGGAGUAUGAUCACAAACGAGUGUCCAUGCUGGCCAAUCGCCUGGUUCAGAAAGUCAUGUCAGAAAUCCCAGAUGUCAUCAUGAACGGUGACCCAGAACAACGCUACUCAGGAUGCAUCAAUCUCUCCUUUGCCUAUGUGGAGGGGGAAAGUUUGUUGAUGGCACUAAAGGAUGUGGCACUUUCGUCUGGAAGUGCCUGCACCUCUGCUUCCCUGGAGCCCUCCUACGUUCUCAGGGCAAUCGGAGCCGAUGAGGACCUGGCCCACUCUUCCAUCAGGUUUGGAAUUGGUCGCUUCACUACGGAGGAUGAAGUGGAUUACACAGCAGAGAAGUUGAUUCAACAGGUCAAACGGCUAAGGGACAUGAGCCCCUUAUGGGAGAUGGUGCAGGAGGGCAUUGACCUGAAGAGCAUCAAAUGGACCCAGCACUAAGCCAACCGCAUACGAGAGGAAGCAGAGGAUAGAGCCUUGUGAAUACUUAUUUUGUAUAGUUAUGGAAAGGAUGCCAUUCCCAGCAUGACUGGGACUCUUUCUCAAAGAAACACGCACAAAUACAUUACUUAUUUUUGGGGAAAUGAGUUUGUUUAUAUUGGCAGACCAUUGUCUGUUCCUUCCUUUUGCGUUUAUAUAAAUUUGGUCAGAGCAAAUUAUAUUGGAUUUGUUUCUGAAAUAUGCCUGAAAUGGCUUGAGUGUUUUUGGUCUUCUUUUGAGUAGCACGGACUACAUUCCAAGGGUAAUUAUUGGUUAAUUCCCUUAAAGUUUGUGCAUUACCUCUUAUUUGCAUACAAACAGUUUUUUCACAACUCAUCUGGAAAUUGGAUAAUCACACAUGGGUACUCACUGUUGAACUUAACUUGGCAAACAUCCUGGAACAACACUUUUCAUAACUACUUGAUACUGGCUCUUUUCCCCCUAACUCUGUUGGAUUCCCAAACAGGGAGCCAAUAUCUCAUCUCAUCUUCCCUGCUUAGUCUGUUUAACAAGCAAAUAAAUAUAUUAGAAUUUACAAGCAUUUAUGUCUUAUAUCUCAGCACUUUUCCAAUCUUGACAGAUUAGUUUGACAACAUUUAAACACACAAGACAGACAUUUAUUUUCAAGUAGUAUGUAUAGCCUACAUCAAUUCUAUACAUGCAUAGUUUCCAUACAGCAUAAGUCACUGAAACCAAAAGCUUGGAUGCAAACCUCUCAGUGUCAGCGGAAAGCCAGUUGUGAUACCAUGCUUAUUGAACGUCUGAGUAUAGCCUACCCUGUAAACAUGCCAUUCAAUUCUCCAUUAAAGCUACAGUAUGUUAAAAA
Messenger RNA from Sardina pilchardus (European sardine), 2454 nucleotides. It is a transcript of the gene nfs1, whose product is annotated as NFS1 cysteine desulfurase. Gene Ontology annotation, biological process: [2Fe-2S] cluster assembly. Gene Ontology annotation, cellular component: nucleus; cytosol; mitochondrion. Bases 237 to 1589 code for a protein of 450 amino acids. Gene Ontology annotation, molecular function: cysteine desulfurase activity; pyridoxal phosphate binding. The transcript is spliced from 13 exons. Lineage: Eukaryota; Metazoa; Chordata; Actinopteri; Clupeiformes; Clupeidae. The record is from RefSeq and is a predicted model, not a curated record.